CGUAAUCCGCAGCUAGACAAACAUAUAGGUGUGUACACAGGUACAAACCCCCUUUUCUGACCGACUUUUGGCAGAAUACGAGGCGGCGAGCAGGAAAAGCAGAUGAGUUGAGUUCGAAAAGCCAAUCGAAAAGGUUGUUUUUUAAGAAACCUGAAUGGAUCUUAACGCUCGGAAUCGGUAGCUCAGUCUGUCGUCGAACGUUGUGCCUGGAGCAAUUAAAUUUUGGAGUACGGAUACGUGGGUCGUCCGCCAGUCGCCCAGGUUCAUCGACAUGCUGGCCUGCAUCAUUUUAAGCGGCUGGCUGCUAUUGGCUUGGAUGUACUUCCUGUGGAGCCGGCGAAGGUAUUAUAAAGUCGCAUGGCAGUUGCGCGGACCCAUUGGCUGGCCCCUAAUAGGCAUGGGCUUACAAAUGAUGAACCCGGAGACCUUUUUGCAGUACAUGGAUGGUCUGUCGCGACAGUUUAAAGCGCCUUUCAUCUCCUGGAUGGGCACCAGUUGUUUCCUCUACAUCAACGAUCCGCACAGCGUGGAGCAGAUAUUCAACUCGACGCACUGCACCAAUAAGGGCGAUUUCUAUCGAUUCAUGAGCUCGGCCAUUGGGGACGGACUGUUUACGUCCAGUUCGCCACGUUGGCACAAACAUCGUCGCCUCAUUAAUCCCGCCUUUGGUCGCCAGAUUCUCAGCAACUUCCUGCCCAUUUUCAAUGCCGAAGCGGAGGUGCUUCUGCAGAAGCUGGAGCUCGAGGGUGUGCAGCACGGUAAGCGGCUGGAAAUCUACCAAAUCCUCAAGAAAAUCGUUUUGGAAGCAGCUUGCCAGACAACGAUGGGCAAGAAAAUGAACUUUCAGCACGACGGAUCUAUGGCCAUAUUUAAAGCUUAUAAUGGCUUGACGGAAGUGUGUGUAAAACGAAUGCUAUCCCCCUGGCUUUAUCCGGACUUAAUAUAUCGUCGUUCCGGACUUUUCCGCCUGCAGCAAAAGGUCGUCGGCAUACUUUUUGGGUUUAUAGAACAGCUUCUCGAACCCAUAGUCUCGGUGAUGGCCGCCAAUGCCAAUCCGGAGCAGCAGCGAUCCGAGCUGGAGAUGAGGGGCAAGUCCAAAGCCAUUUUCAUUGAGCAGGUGCGUGAGCAUGUGGAGCGCGGUCAGCUGAGUUGGCAGGAUGUGAGGGAUGAGGCGAAUGUGACCAUUGCAGCGACUUUCGAGACCACAUCGACGGCCUUGUACUUUACCAUCCUCUGCCUGGCGAUGCAUCCCUGCUACCAAGAGAAGCUGCACCAGGAACUGGUCACAGAGCUGUCGCCAACUGGCGACAUAUCCUUGGAGCAGCUCCAGCGACUGGAGUACACCGAAAUGGUGAUCAACGAGGCCAUGCGGCUGUUUGCUCCAGUGCCCAUGGUGCUGCGUUCAGCGGAUCAGGACAUCCAGCUGAAGCGCGACGACGGGGAAUUCCUCAUUCCGCGUGGCACCCAGAUCGGCAUCGAUAUCUACAACAUGCAGCGGGAUGAGCGGGUGUGGGGACCACUUUCGCGUACCUACAAUCCGGAGGCGCAUUUCGGAACGGAUUCGCCUCAGAGGCACGCCUUCGCCUUCGUUCCCUUCACCAAGGGAUUGCGCAUGUGCAUCGGCUAUCGAUAUGCCCAAAUGCUGAUGAAAUUGCUGCUGGCCAGGAUCUUUCGCAGCUAUCGAAUCAGCACGGAGGCCCGCUUGGAGGAGCUACUGGUCAAGGGUAAUAUCUCCCUGAAGCUUAAGGAUUACCCGCUGUGCCGCGUGGAGCGGAGAUAACUGAAAGGGUCGUAUGCCCCACAACUGGCUGGUGUAAUUUUUCAAUUAAAAGUGCCAUUUUUGUUGCAUUUUCCCAUCGUA
Drosophila simulans is the source of this 1861-nucleotide messenger RNA. RefSeq names its product probable cytochrome P450 313b1 (gene Cyp313b1). The transcript has 7 exons. The record is from RefSeq and is a predicted model, not a curated record. Bases 272 to 1780 code for a protein of 502 amino acids. NCBI's taxonomy places the organism in Eukaryota, Metazoa, Arthropoda, Insecta, Diptera, Drosophilidae. Gene Ontology annotation, molecular function: monooxygenase activity; heme binding; oxidoreductase activity, acting on paired donors, with incorporation or reduction of molecular oxygen.